AUGUCAUUCUCCCUCCCUUCUUCGCCCAAGAUCAAAUCAAAAUUCUCUCGCUCUUCUGGCUCUGUACCCUCACCUGCUCCUGCUCUCCUUUCUACUCCUCUUCCAGCUUCUCAUCCACUGAUAGCUGAGCUCACUUCACUUCGACAACAACUGAGUCAGUACCAGAAAGCAGCUCAUCAAGCUUCAAUACAGCUUCAAGGUAUCAGAUUGGAACUUGCUUUGAGUAGAGAAAAGGAAGACAAAGCACAUAGAGAAAAGGAAGGACUGAAAAGGGAAGUUGAGGUUUUGCGGUCGAAUCCCUUACCUCCAGCACCGGCACCUUCAUCUAAUUCACUUACAGAGCUAUCUCUUGCGCAUAGGAGGCUAUCCUCGAAACUGGAUUUAACAGAAUCGGAAUUAUCUUCGAUUCAUUUAGAAUUGGCUAAAUCUCAACAGGAGAUACAGAGAUUGAACAAAGAGAGAGAAGGUGAUAGAGCUAUCAUCAAUGAAUUGAGGAGAAUCGAAGAUGAUAGAGAGGAAGAAUUAGAAUGGGAAAGGGGGGAAAGGAAAAGAAUCGAAGAGCAGAAGAAAUUGUGUGACUUGGCUCUAGCAGAAUAUUCAACUCUAGUUCAAUCCCUUAACCCAACUGCUAUUCCACCUCCGACUCCCUCCAAAUCAGUGUCAUCAAUAUUCCAUACUCCAGCUCUACAACGUCUUUCUCUUGAUGGACAACCAUCUAAUGCUCAUACAGAACAUGACAUUUCUUCUUUGACAUCGACAGUGGUAACAACGCCAUUACCACUUACUUCUGACAACGUAUCACCGUUGUCACCAGGAGAAGUAAUAUCUAAUCUGUUGAUUGGACAAAAGGGUGUUCAACAAUUGUUUCAGGAUUUCACUUCGUUCUUAGUAUCGAAAGAUAAACACAUACAUUCUAUCGAAUCCAAAUUAGAAGAACUGGAACAUUCUUUCCUUGUAUCACAAGAUCAAUUGAAGGUUGAGACUUCUCUAAGGGUAGAAGCUGAGUUGGAAAGAGAUAGAGCUUUGAGAGAUGAUGAAAGCGCUUCGAAAGUGGUGGAAAGAUACAUGACUUUCACACAAAAGACACAUCAAACACUUCAUAUGCAUCUCAAAAACCUUCGGACAAGAAGUCAAGCUACGAUGACAAGUCUAAGAGAAGAAUCAACGAAUCUCAAAAAAGAAAUAACGAUGGAAAAUGAGAAAAGCCUAAAAAUGAAGUCUGCAUUAGACGAAAUAAACGAAGGUCUAGCAAGGGAAUCCGCAGGAAGACGUCGAGAGACUGCUUUGAGACUGAAAAUGCUGUCGAACGAAGAGAAGAAAGAAAGGAAGAUUGAAAACUGGUUGAAUAAAGUUAGAAUCACAAGAGAAGGUGUCGAAGGUGCUGUUGUAGAAGCUGAUAUAUUGGAAAGUCUAUUAGAUGAAGGUGUAGAAGCUGUUUCGUCUGAAGGAUCAGAAGGUGAUUUGAGUAAAGACAAAACUAGAUCAUGGAGAGGCUUCAACAUUAUGACUAAAAAAAGUAGAGGUAACUCGAAACUAUCGGAAAAUGUAUCCGAAAGGAAUUUCGAAGAAGAAUCUUUAGCGAGAAUAUUGCUUGCCGAAGAACUGGUCACUACUCUGGUGGCGGAUUUGCAGAGUGAAUCUGAAAGAAGAAUGGAACUUGAGCGCCAAAGGGUCGAAUGGCUAGCCAAAGAGGCUGUCGAGGGUGUCAAGGUUCAUCAGGAAGAUCAAGAAGCUGAUGCACAUGUUGUGUUUGAUCUGGAAGAUCAUGACCAUGAAUACCGUCAAGAUCGCAAUGGAAAGGAUAGGUUGAUCCCGCUUAUGAAUACCGAAGAUGAAGGAACCAAACCGACAGAUCCAGUAUCAACUUCAUACGAAUCUAUUCAGUCACCUUCAUCGGAGCUCCCCCUUACACCAACCUCACCAGAACUGGAGUCCUCGCCGCUGGGGUGGCAAUUGCAAGAAUUAUUUAGUCCUCUGACAGCUCGAUACACUCCUCUUCAAAAGACACUUCACGAUCUGACACAUUCUUUAACUGUUCUGCGCUCAACUCUGCCAACUCUUGGAUCUCCAAUACCGAUCUCACCGAAAUCGAGUAAAAAGUCACAUUAUAUCAAUCUGUCAAGAAUCUCUCCAUUCCCUUCAUCGGAUCCUACUUUACUUGCUAUACUUGAUGGUCUACAUGAAGUCAUUGAAGAUGCUAGAGUAGAUGUUGAGAUUGCUUUAGCAGAUCAUGAGCGUGUUUACAGAGGAUUCGAAGCAUUAUUGAAUGUGGGUAAAGGGAAGAAAGAAAACACAAUGGACGAAGUCAGAGAAUACGUCGAUGCAAAGAACGAUGAGAAUGAUGAUGGCUGGAAUAGAUUGAGGCUGAGAGUGGAGAGAAUCGAGAACGAUUUAGCUGAAAUCAAAAGAGUAAUACAUGAGAUGGAAGGUAUGGAAGUGACUCAUUGGGAUCAAACUCACCUUGAAUCUGAAGAUAGAAAAUCUAAGAAGAUCAUAUGGGAAGGAAUCAAUCUGCAAACAGUCUCUAUACCUUCACAUACUCGAUCAUCAAUAUUGAACUUGUCACCUGUUAAUUCACCACUCAAUUCUCCGUCAAUUGAUGGAUUACCCUCUUCUGCUUCCAUACAUGGGAACGGUAAUGGAUUUGACCCAAUACGUAAAACCUCAAACAUGUUUUCUUCGGUGGGCAACGUAGGCAGAAGUUUCUCAAGUAGCGUUAUUGGUGCUCCUAGAAGAGUCAGUGGUUUAGCUACUGGCUUAUAUCGACCUGGUAAUAAAAAGCAUGAGGGAGACCAAGGUCUAGUGAAUCAUGCUGUUGAUGAAGACGAUGAUGUGGAGUAG
Messenger RNA from Kwoniella shivajii, 2841 nucleotides. RefSeq lists its product as uncharacterized. NCBI's taxonomy places the organism in Eukaryota, Fungi, Basidiomycota, Tremellomycetes, Tremellales, Cryptococcaceae. The transcript is spliced from 3 exons. The coding region runs from base 1 to 2841 and encodes 946 amino acids. The record is from RefSeq and is a predicted model, not a curated record.